Molecule: messenger RNA, 2699 nt
Organism: Eurytemora carolleeae
Lineage: Eukaryota; Metazoa; Arthropoda; Copepoda; Calanoida; Temoridae
Exons: 4
Coding region: 16-1059 (347 amino acids)
Source: RefSeq, a predicted model, not a curated record
UUUCAGAUAGUUAAUAUGAUUGCAAAUGAAACAACAGAAUCAAAUUAUUCAGUGUUUUCUUACAAAGUAGAAUUCAACCUUGGUGAACAUCCUGGAGUAUUCUUCACCCUAGUCCUUCUUCUUCUCCUUGGAAACUUUCUAUCUUGGGUUCUCCAUGCCUGCAAAAACAGUCUACCAGAGCACAGACUAAACAUCAAUGUGUUCCUGAACAUUAGAGUUGUGAAAAUCCUAACUGCUUCCAUCAUCAUCCUGUGUAUCCUAAACAUGUGGAGGAGUGUGGUUUUCCCUCUACCUCUUCUCCUCUGCAAAGUUGUCAGAUACACAAUCAUCAUCUGUGUCUUCAUGACAUUCCAUUUGUUCCUUUCCAUUUCUACUUUUAGACUGUUGCUGAUAUAUAAGAAUGAUUGGAUCAUGUCCUUUGAUCAAGAGAAGAUGGAACAACGAUGUGUGUUCAUAUCUGGAAUUCUUGAAACAGUGCUUUUUCUGCCUUUCCUCUGGGUCGACAUAAACAGAGGCACAGUUCACCUCAUUGAGUCAUAUCCCAGCAACUGUGCUCCAACAAAAGAAAUUGAUUAUGUUGUCUACAUGAACAUUUUUCUUACAGUCAUUUACUUCUUAGUUUUUCUCAUCAGCCAAUUCAUUGUAAGAUACAAUUUCCGUGAAGAAGAUCAGGAUUGGUGCCUUAACUUCCAUAUAACCACUGUGACAGUUGGGUUUGUUGGCUUGACGUCCUUUUUAUUUGUCCUCCUUGUGGUUAACUUCUUUUCUCUUUUGGAUUCCUUCUUUGGAACUGAAAUUGUACAGUAUCAAAUCAUCAUUUUCUAUAUUGUCUUAUUGGUGAUGUACACAUUAAAGGAGCAUGAGUUUACAUUUCCUCUUCUACAGCACCUCAUCUUGUGUAAGAGAAACAAUGCUGUGAUACCGUUUCACUCAAAACUUUUGGUAUCUCUACCAAUGCAGCAACUUGAUCCUGCAAACUUGGAACGACUAGAAGAGCUGCCCCCUGGUGUAAGAAGAGUGGCUGAAUAUGUAGAUGAUGGAGGAAUUUUUGUUGGUUAGUCGUCACUGUAUUAAAGUACAGCAGCAAUGAUCUCAAAAUUACCUCAUACAGCAUGUUUGGGAAUCCGUAACUAAAUAUUGGGAUUAUAAAAAUCCAGAUAAUAAGAGAGCGUGUAGUGUUGAAUGUGCAUUAGAAUGCACAUCACAGAUAACCUCUCUAACAUGUGAUAUGGGUUUCUAAUGACUUAAUUAAUGUUUGGUGAGAAAAAUGAGAAAACAUAAUCUUUAAAGCACUAUCAACAACAUUAAAGACAGAAAGAUUCCAAAAAUCUAGCUAAAUACGUGUAAUUUUGUGAAUAAUAAAUUUGGGAAAAACACAUUUUUGAGUUAUAGUUCUCGGCAGGGGACAAGAGCAGAUUAGGUUUGCCCCCCCCCUUACCCCCUUCUCUACUCCCUAUGGAUGUAACAUAAAACAUCUGUGUACAGUGGGGAAUCUACUUUAUAUCUGUCAGUGAAGGAAUCUACGAACUUUCAAGAUGGCUAUCACAAAGGCUGAUUUUAGUAAACUCAAGGAUGAACUCAGAAUUACCAUUAUAGAAGAAAUCAAAGAUGCCAUGAGGGAGUUUAAAAACCACAUAUUGGGAGAAAUUUGUCAGAUGCAAAAAUCCAUUAAAGAUCUAGAUGCUUCUGAUAAAGGAAACAAGGAUGACAUUAUCACUCUUGGAUCGAAUUCAAGCUCUCAAAACACUGAACACCUAGAAGGAUGAAAAAUCAAAGAAUUAAUAGAUGAGAUGAACAAUAUGCAACAACAUCAGAGGAACUUCAGUAUCCGUAUCAAGGGGUUGCAUGUACCAAAGGAAUACCAAAAUGAAGCAUUCCUGAAAUAUGUGUAUACCCAACUAAUCCAACCAACUUUAGAAUUUGUCAAGCUGAAAAGAGAACUAAGCCUAGUACCAGAGUAUGUUAAAUAUAUCGAACAUGGGAAUUUCUUUUCAUCAUGUUCAUCUCCAGCUGGUUCAAGACGUAGUCAAACAGGUCCACCAGUCAUUAUCCUACGUUUUCUAUAAAGACCCAUUUGACCCAAGGUUAUAAAGUUCAAAUACCCUGCUUUAAGUCCUCUGGAUGCUGCUAAGCACAAGUGGUUUAUUACAAAAGAUUACCAUCUGUCCAAUGAAAAAAAUCAACCAGAGAGGAACUAUCCAAAUUAUGGUGACGUCACUAGAAGGAAUUCUGAAUUGGUGCAAAAAGUCUGGACAAUACUCAACAGAAAGAUCAUGUCUGCUAGUGAUCCAGAAAGCAAGAACACAAAAAUCAUGAACUCUCUAUUUCAGAAAUAUUAAAUCUUAAUUCUAUCAAAUCAAUACUGGUAAAUGUUUUACUGAAAUUAAGUUCUUAUAUUGAAAUCUUUGCACUAAUCCUAAGCAUUGCCCUUUUUUUGCGUUUUGAUAAAUAUGUAAACUUAAGAUAUUCUGUACUUUUUUCAAUUUCUCUCCUGAUUUCUUUCCAACCCAAAGAUUAAUUGUCUAUUUUUUCUAAUGAAACCCAUUCCUAUUUGAGCAUGUUUAUCAAUAUGCCAGAUAGUGUUUCCCAUUGCUUACACUAUUCCUUUCUCUUCCUUUUCUAUCUUCUCUCAACCCUUUUUGGUGGAUUAAAUGCAUAUUUUGACAAAUAUAUUACAACUUUAUUAUUUCUAAAUUGAA